AUGUCGGGGAAUUACGACUAUCCUCCUGCCUCUCGCCGUCCUUCUCGUGGAGCUCGAACCAAUGACCGACAACUACAGCAGCAGCAACAACAACAACAACAACAGCAACCUCCGGUGAAUCGUUUGCAGCAUCUCCGGGAGCUACUAACCUCGGAGCGUAACCGCGGUGACUUCGCCUUUGCCCGUGCAGUGGAGACCUUAAAUCAAGAGAUGGACGAUUACCGCUCUUCUCGUUCCUGGGACCGUUCUAGCUUUGAGCAAGCCAGGGCAGCCCUCGACCAGCAUAUGCAACAGCUCCAGGAACGAACGAGGCAAAGCCGUGCCAAUAGGGGCAGCUCGGGGCCGCCGAUGCGUCCGCGUCCAGCAGUACCAAGACUGCAGCCUUUGAAUGUUACAGCGGCGAACCCAGAAGAAAGCGCUUCCGAUCUCUCACAUUCUGAUAGCAGAACUCCAAGGCCCCGGGCGGGUAGGGGUAGCGACCGACCUAAUCGUCUAAGACGGCCUAGAGGUUCCAAUUCUUCCUCUCUCCUGGAUACGCCGGUCCCUCACUUAGACUCUCCCACCGUCAUGCCUCAACAGGUCGAAGAUGAACACCAGUUGGACCGCGCAAGGACCAAACGUCGAAAGCUUGAGACAGAUGAUAAUAGAGAAGGACUACAGGGCUUCCGCUACGGUCAAUAUGGCCAGGUGGUGCCUGGAGCACUUAGGAUGGAGUUAGCUAGCUGCGAUGGGGGAACUUAUGACCCGCACGGCGAGAGCUCACUUCCAGAGAAUAUUCUUCGCAAUGACGCUUCCGUAUACUGUACGAAAUCUGAUCGCUGCAAUCUUGUUCUGAAACACCAUGGGGAGUCCCCGUUCUGCCUGAAGAAGAUUGUAAUCAAAGCGCCCAGAUUAGGCUACAACUCCCCGUAUGUUUCGGCUGGGCUAGAAACCCCAUCUCAAACUGUCACUAACAAUUUCAAAAGGAUCCGGGAAGGCAUGGUUUUUGUAUCAAUGUCAUGUGAUGAAGCCCUAGCUCGUACAGCUGCUUUCGAAGUGCAAUGGGAAUCAACUCGACCCUUCGCGCGGCAUCUACCCAGCGGAAUGCAGCCAUCCCAGGAGUAUCUCAACGCAUAUCGACCUCCAUUGCAGAGUUUAGGUCGGGGGCCAGUCAUUAAUCACUCCUCGGAUUCAGAAUCAGAUAGUACUGAUGAACCCGGCGCUGUAGAACCUAGUGUUAGCAAUGUGCCAGACCCCACGUCCGAAUUUCGGGUCACAACUGAGUACGGUGUGCAGUCUGACGUACGUCAUGACCGGGAUGACCAUAUGGACGACGACGAGCUGCUCUCCCUUACGGAUACCGAUAGCAUUCCCAUGGGGCGGAUGGACGAGGACAAUAUAAUAUGCUCGGACAGUGAUAUGAGCUUAAGCGACGAUGAUUCAAAUGUCAGCACAUUUACACGACGUCAGCGAGAGCUAUCAAGACGAAUUCGAGCCAUGCGUCGCCGCUACGUCGCAGAGCGAGAUAGCCAAACAAGGCGACGACCAUACCUAGCCAUGCCAUCACCAGGUCUGCGCCCUGAAGGCACACGUGGCUCAGAGACUCCUCAACUAAUGAAACCACAUGCUCGCUUUUUCAUUGAGCGUAAUAAAAGCAUGGUCAGCAUCAAAUUCGAUCCUCCUCCCUCAGGACGAUAUAUCCUCGUCAAAUUAUGGAGUCCUCACAGCGGCAACAACAUAGAUAUACAAAGCAUCAUCGCCUACGGCUACGCCGGGACCAGAUUCUUCCCUGCCUUGAGUUUCAGAAAUGGCUAUUUAUCACUGAAUACAUCAAUCGUCAAAGGCCAUGAACAGAAAACACAGGAAGGAGGUCAAGAUCACUCAAUCCAGCAAAGUAAAAUACAAGCAAAGUCAUCAUCCAACGAAGCCCAGACUAGCAUUGCGCCCUUUUCCGCGUUGAGGUCACAUGAGUUGAGAGAAACCAGGCCCAAAAUGCUAUUAACCCAUGGAAUGGACAUGCACGUAUCGUUGCCGGAUGUUGAGUCCCAUACCAAAGGGAAGACCGGGAUCAACCCGCUAUUAGAUUUGUACGAUCGCCAACCUGCACAGACAGCAUUGCUGCAGGUCAACGUAUCUCGAAUCGAUGCUGUCAUUUCUCGUCUCUCGUGCAAAGAUCGUCGAACGCCGAGCUUUCCUCUGAAAUAG
Molecule: messenger RNA, 2184 nt
Organism: Aspergillus niger
Lineage: Eukaryota; Fungi; Ascomycota; Eurotiomycetes; Eurotiales; Aspergillaceae
Exons: 6
Coding region: 1-2184 (727 amino acids)
Source: RefSeq, a predicted model, not a curated record